Molecule: messenger RNA, 6029 nt
Organism: Boleophthalmus pectinirostris (great blue-spotted mudskipper)
Lineage: Eukaryota; Metazoa; Chordata; Actinopteri; Gobiiformes; Gobiidae
Gene: hdac7a
Product: histone deacetylase 7a
Exons: 27
Coding region: 527-3457 (976 amino acids)
Biological process (GO): chromatin organization; negative regulation of transcription by RNA polymerase II
Cellular component (GO): histone deacetylase complex
Molecular function (GO): histone deacetylase activity
Source: RefSeq, a predicted model, not a curated record
GCUAUUUUUGGUGGGGCCCGCCUCGCUUGCUAUUUCUGUCAGCGGGAGGUUGAAGAGAGCAGGGGCAGGACUCGGAGGGGACGGACUUCUCCUUUCUCGCUGUGGAACUUGACUGAGCUCAGCCCUUUUUCUUUUCCUCCUCCUUUUGUAGGCUACAGUCUUCUAGUGAGUGACAAACACACGGACGCUCUUACGCACGCUCUCCUCCGCCCGUGCGUUUUGGGGGCUUCGCUCGCGGAUGCUCCCGGGGCUUGUAACCGUAUUAACCGGAUUAUGCGAACUAUUCUGCGGAGUUGAAGUGUUGUAGGAGCUUAAAAGUUUUCCGGAGGUUGCUGUCUUUGCAAGAUGGACCCCACACUGUCAACAGCUUCAUAAAGAUAAACCAAGAGGACAUCAUAUUCCGGACAUUAAAAGGUCGCUAAACAAAGAGCGAGCUGGCUGUGUUACCCGGCCGUACCUGUAGAACCUGUCCAGGCUUACUCAGGUGGAGAGUGAACUCAGGGGGAGGAACUGAAGGAUCACCCAAAUGCUGAAAGAUUCCACGGUGGCGGUGCCGGUGUCGUGCGCGGCCUCGUUUCCCAUGGACCUGAGGGUGGUGAGCGAGCGGGGGAUGCGCUCAGGGUCGGACACGGCGCUCCUCACCCCGCUGCACACGCCCCUGCUCCUGAGCCCCUACUCCCCCCAGCCCCGCGCCUCCUUCUCCCAGCAACAACUGCACCAUCACAUACGGUAUAACAUGGAGCAGAGGAGGCGGGAGCAGGAGCAGCACGAGAAGCAGCAGGAGCUACAGCAGCUCAAACACAAGGACAAGAGUCAACAAAGUGCAGUGGCCAGCUCCCUGGUCAAACAGAAACUGCAGGAGGUGAUCCUGAAGAAGCAGAAACAGGCUCUGGAGAGGUCCAACCCGAACCCUCUGUCCUCUCCUGCUGUCCCGUACAGAAAGCUGGCCCCGGACCCCAAUGUCUCAUCCUCCCCUUUGGCCCUGUCUCCGUCUCAGUCUGUGUGUGAGGCCUCAGAGGGGACUCCGCUGCGUAGAGCAGCCUCUGAGCCAAAUCUGAAGGUGAAACACAAGCUGAAGAAACACUUGCACACCAGGAAGAGCCCUCUGACGCGUAAAGAGAGUGCUCCCCCGACCGUCAAACACACACACAGAGUCCCUGACACACUGGACUCUUCUCCCAGCAGCAGCAGUACUCCUGUCUCUGGAUGCAGUUCUCCCAAUGACAGUGCACCCAAUGAUGGUCUGCUGCCCUCUGCUGGUCUCUCGCAUGAGGCUCAGAGGCUCCUGCUCAGAGACGGCACUUUGGCCAACUUCACGGUCCACAGUCCCUCCUCUCAGCCCACGAUCACACUGGGACUGCCGGCCAAUGCACGGGGAGAUGGGGAAUUGUCCUCUCUGAAGGUGGGCCGGGUGCCUCUGGUCACUGCAGGGGGCUCUCCUGUCUUUGUGCCCCUAAGCAGAGAGGAACAGAGUGGGCAGCUGAACCCUCACCCUCUGCCUGUCAUCAUCCUGGAGCCAUCCGGUCUGGUGCACUCUCCACUGCUCACCGUUUCAGGUUUAGAAAGCGUCCCGCUGCAGUUCUCGCAGUUAGACCACCUGUCUCCAGGGGGUGCUCCUCCUCAUAAACCCCUGAGCAGAACUCGCUCUGAGCCGCUGCCUCCCAGCCCCAGAGCGAUUCACUCUCACCUCCUGCAACAACAGCACAGCACACAGCUGCUGGAGCGGCUCAAGCAACAGACUCACUUGGGCAAGCUCAUGUCCAAGUCCAGUGAGAAGCCUCGGCUGCACCAGAUCCCCUCUGAGGAGAUGGACUCUGAGGAUGGGGGCGGGUCUUCACCUACAGAAUCCCCCUAUCAGAGCAGAGCAAGGGCAGAAUCACUGAGGGAGACAGAGCCUGUUUCUAAGAGCCAUGAAGAGCAGAUGAACCUACAGCAUGCCCUCAUUCUCAACCAGUCGUUGCUGUGGGAGCAGCAGAAGCAGUUGCAGCAGCUCCACCGUCAGAUGGAGACUCUGGCUGUGCCCGUGUUAAGAGCAGGAGGGGGCGUGGCCCAUCGGCCCCUGUCUCGCACACAGUCCUCCCCAGCCUCCACCUCCCUGACCCUGCCUGAGAAAACCCUGACUCUGCCCGGUCAGGAGGUCAGCGCCAAGCCACGCUUCACAACAGGUCUGGUGUAUGAGUCACCCAUGCUGAAGCACCAGUGCACUUGUGGAGACAACAGUAAUCACCCAGAGCAUGCUGGGAGAAUCCAGAGCAUCUGGUCUCGUCUGUCAGAGAGAGGGCUCAAGGGCCAGUGUGAGACUAUUCGUGGGCGUAAGGCUACACUAGAGGAGCUGCAGUCUGUCCACUCAGAGAAGCAUGUGCUAUUGUACGGCACCAACCCACUCAACAGGCUCAAACUGGACAACCGCAAACUGGCUGGAAUCCUCUCCCAGCGCAUGUUCGUGAUGUUACCGUGUGGCGGAGUCGGGGUUGACAAUGACACCAUCUGGAACGAGGCUCACACGUCCACAGCGUCACGGAUGGCAGCGGGCAGUGUGGUGGAGCUGGCAUUCAGAGUGGCUAAAGGGGAACUCAAGAAUGGCUUUGCUGUGGUCAGACCACCGGGGCACCACGCAGACCCGUCCAACCCAAUGGGUUUCUGUUACUUCAAUUCAGUGGCCAUCGCCGCCAAGCAGCUUCAGCACAAACUUAGUGUCAGCAAGAUUCUCAUCGUUGACUGGGAUGUUCACCAUGGUAACGGUACCCAGGAAGUUUUCUACAACGACCCCAACGUCCUGUAUAUAUCCCUACACCGUUAUGAUGAUGGCAACUUCUUCCCUGGCAGUGGCUCUCCUGCAGAAGUUGGAUCAGGGGCAGGGGAAGGCUUCAAUGUCAACGUGGCCUUUACCGGAGGACUGGACCCGCCCAUGGGAGACGCAGAAUAUAUUGCUGCGUUCAGAACCGUGGUGAUGCCCAUAGCUCAGGAGUUCUCCCCUGAUGUCGUGCUGGUCUCAGCCGGGUUCGAUGCUGCGGAGGGUAACCCUGCUCCACUGGGAGGCUACAAAGUUUCUGCCAAAUGCUUUGGCUUCCUGACCCGACAGCUCAUGGCCCUGGCUGGGGGUCGGCUGGUGCUCGCGCUCGAAGGAGGUCACGACCUUACCGCCAUCUGCGAUGCUUCGGAGUCCUGUGUGGGAGCUCUGCUGGGUCUACAGGAGCUGCUAUCAGAGGAAGUUCUGAUGCAGAAACCAAAUGCCAACGCCGUGCGCUCCCUGCAGACUGUCAUCCAGAUACAAAGUCAGUACUGGCAGAGUUUGAAAGGCUCCAGUGGAUCUGUGCCUCUCUCGUACCUGUGCGCCCAGAGAAGAGACUGCGAGGAGACGGACGCGGUCAAUGCCUUAGCCUCCCUGUCCGUGGGGGUACUGUCCAAUGAGACCCUUUCUGAUGAGCCAAUGGAAGAUGACAGCGAGUCCAUGUAGAAAACUCUUCUGUAGAUUGUUUUGCGCUGUUUCGAGUGACCACAAGGGGCGCGAGAUUGAGCCCCACCACCUGCCUUAUUAAACCCACACCCACUGCCAACCAGGCGUAUGUCAGCACCUCUAGAAAUACCACCUCGGUGCUAAUAAACCUUUAGUUCAAACCAGUGGUGAAACUUCUGCUGGGAAACCUCAAGAAACCUCACCAAAGAGCAAUACCAGACUGUCUUUCUAACUGACAUCGGACUAGUAUGGGAACAGACUUUUAUCACCUUAUCCGCCUUAAAACGAUAGGACCAAUAUCCGGUUCCAGAAGGACAUUUGCGAACUGUCAAUGAUUCCAUGUUUUGUUUUGUUUUUUUCGUAACACUUUGAUGAAGAAUGGACUUGUGAAUACGAUGCCGAGCGGACAUUGCAUUUGAUUUGAUGUCAGCAUAACCACUAUUAGAGGAGGAGAGAAGAGAGAUGAAGACAGAAAACAGAAUUAGGGCUGAGGUCCUUGUUGUUUGCACUGUUCAGUCCAUAAUGUGAACCAUCAGCAGACCCAAAGCUCCUCUUUGUAUAGCCUAUUUAAUGGUUUCUUGAAGAUUUGUAUGGCUGUGUUUCUCCCUUUGAUCAUGCCUUAUAUCUGGUUCCUAGGACACAUGCUGACCGAAAUACUUGAGUUGUAUUUCUUAUAAAGCUACGUUGAAAAGUAGACGAGAUUUGCGAGCAGUGGAGUCUUAAAAGCACAUACUGUACCUAACCAUGACCUUCUCUACCACUAGUAUUGAUGCCUGUGUACAGUAUAUUACUGUUUGUCCUGAGACUAAAGGAGCGUUCAUUCCACUGUGGCCAUGCUGAGGACCAUCGAAUUGUAGCUGCAAUAAAUACAUGCACUUAAUAGAAGUCACCCAAAGACAACUGCCUUAGAAACAGCCUGCAAAAAGGCAAAGAGACUGUACGCAGAGGGGCCAGUAUGCACCUGCCCUCUGCAUCUGAACCUGUGGAUUUACUGUAUAGUAAUUAGCUUUUUUAUUCUUUUGGUAUACAACUUAAAGGGCCCAUGUUACACAAUUUUUUGGAUUUUUGUGAGGUUGUUUUCUCAUCUGAGUUGUGUUUUGUUUUAUUCACACAUGUUUAACACUGUCUUCUGUUAACUAAGCAUUUUCAGUUUUGGAAAUGUAGACAGACUGAGGGCAUAACACUUGCGGUUAAAAAUGACAAAAUAUUUUAUCGGAAGUGCCUUUCGUUUAGAUAGUGGCGGCGUUUUGGGGGCUUAAAAACGCAAAAAUCUGAAACCACCUUCCAGAGUGGAAAAGUUGAAUACGCUCAACCGUAGCUUUUCCAUCUACACUGCCCAAGAUGCAAAACUCUGGUCAGAUCUGCUCACGAACACAUUUUCAUCACAUAAAUCACCACCACCAUGCAUACCCAAUCGAAUUCCACACACUUUUGCGUCACCGUAUGCAGGCAGAUUUCCUCCCUCGUCUGAACGCGUCUAAACGUCUUCUGUUCAGACCGUCAUCAUAUAAACAUAGCCUAAUAAACCAGGAUUACUCAAACAUGUGUGAAUGAAACCAAACCUGUUUUUGAUGAGGUAACAACAUUAUAACACGGCUUAAAGCUCACAAGAAUCCAUUUUGUGUAAUAUAAGACCUUUAAAGGCUACUUAUUUUUAAUCAAAUAUUAUGUCAGUGUGGUCAACAUCCUCAGUCGCACUAGGCCAGAGAUUUGGCCUAAUCUGGAUUUUGUAAUUAUGUUUAAUAAAUGCUUAAAGUGGCAUUAUAAUUCCUAAACCGAGUCGUUACAUGAGAAGCAUUGUUACUAGUCUGCAGUCUUAAGCACCCUUAACCACAAUAAACAAAGCAGGGUUUGAAAAUCAGGAAAACGUCAUUGCAGUUAAAUAGUUUUAGUUAAAUCCAGAACCCUCACUAAAUGCCUUAAUAAUAAUAAACCUCAGUCUAAAAUUGACAAGUUAAACCUUUGCUAUUCACUUUUAGAUCUUACAUAACUAGUCUCAAUACAAAGUGAAAGCUACAUUACAUUUACUUUAGGCCUAUAACUUAAACAGGCCUAUAAUUUAAAACAAAAUAACCAGCCUUCAGGUGUCAGCCAUUUUGACCAUGCUGUGUCUCUUGCCCGCAGGCCUUUAAUGAAGUAAACCUACAUCUGUGACUGUAGUACACAUAAGUACAGUAUUCACUUGUGUACUGUGUGACUGCCUUUGCAAGUGUUAGCCUUAUCUUGGUGUAAUGACCUCCUGUAUUAUAUUUAUAGUGACUGUUUUUGUCUUAAACACAUAGGGGCCAGUAUUGCCUCAACUCUUAAUUCCCUUUUUAUUACUGAUGUCAUUUUCUUGUUAGUAAUACACUGUAAAUAGAAACUCAAAGACCAAAAUACACAAUGUGUGCCUUGAUGCAUUCAGUACUGUGUAUUGGCAACUAACUGGACUUAACUCUGUCUGUGUAAACAUGACAUUGGAAUCUUUGUUUCAUACUGUUCUUUACAUGUAAUCUUGACUUUUCCUACUUUGUAUAGAGAUUGUCUAUUUUUUACUGUUGGUCUCCCCUUAUUAAAAGAAUUUUCACUAUGA